AUGACGGCUCGCCUGAUGCUUGCUGUGGGAGGAGCGGUGCUGGGUUCCUUGCAAUUCGGCUACAACACCGGCGUCAUCAACGCCCCACAAAAGGUGAUUGAGGACUUCUACAACCGUACCUGGCUGUACCGAUACGACGAGCCCAUCAGCCCUGCCACCCUCACCACGCUCUGGUCCCUCUCUGUCGCCAUCUUCUCCGUCGGAGGCAUGAUCGGAUCCUUUUCCGUGGGGCUCUUUGUCAAUCGCUUUGGACGGCGCAACUCCAUGCUGAUGUCCAACGUUCUCGCCUUCAUAGCAGCCGUCCUCAUGGGUUUCUCCAAGAUGGCUUUCUCCUUUGAGAUGCUCAUCCUUGGCCGCUUCAUCAUCGGCCUCUACUCCGGCCUCACCACUGGUUUUGUGCCCAUGUACGUGGGUGAGGUGUCGCCCACUGCGCUGCGUGGCGCGUUGGGGACCUUCCACCAGCUUGGCAUCGUCUUGGGCAUCCUCAUCGCACAAGUGUUUGGUUUGGACUUGAUCAUGGGAAACGACUCGCUCUGGCCACUGCUUCUGGGCUUCAUCUUCGUUCCUGCCCUGCUGCAGUGCAUCAUCCUGCCCUUCGCCCCCGAGAGCCCCCGCUUCCUCCUCAUCAACCGCAACGAGGAGAACAAAGCCAAGAGCGUCCUCAAGAAGCUGCGGGGCACAACGGAUGUCAGCAGCGACCUCCAGGAGAUGAAGGAGGAGAGCCGGCAAAUGAUGAGGGAGAAGAAGGUCACCAUAAUGGAACUCUUCCGUUCCCCCAUGUAUCGCCAGCCCAUCCUCAUCGCGAUUGUCCUGCAGCUGUCCCAGCAGCUCUCAGGGAUCAACGCGGUCUUCUACUACUCCACCAGCAUCUUCGAGAGCCUCGUCGGCCUGGGGGGGAUGGCAGGGUGUGCGGUGCUCAUGACCGUCGCCCUGACGCUGCUGGACCGAAUGCCCUGGAUGUCCUACCUCAGCAUUGUGGCCAUCUUCGGGUUCGUGGCCUUCUUUGAGAUCGGUCCAGGCCCCAUCCCUUGGUUUAUUGUGGCGGAACUGUUCAGCCAAGGCCCUCGUCCCGCUGCCUUCGCUGUUGCUGGGCUGUCCAACUGGACCUCCAACUUCAUCGUGGGCAUGGGCUUCCAGUACAUCGCGCAACUCUGCGGCUCCUACGUCUUCAUCAUCUUCACGGUGCUGCUAGUCCUCUUCUUCAUCUUCACCUACUUCAAGGUGCCAGAGACAAAGGGUCGGACCUUUGACGAAAUCGCCUCGGGUUUCCGUCAGGGGGGAGCGAGCCAGAGCGACAAAACCCCGGAUGAGUUCCACAGCUUGGGUGCCGACUCCCAGGUCUAA
Molecule: messenger RNA, 1344 nt
Organism: Balearica regulorum gibbericeps (East African grey crowned-crane)
Lineage: Eukaryota; Metazoa; Chordata; Aves; Gruiformes; Gruidae
Source: RefSeq, a predicted model, not a curated record